This is a messenger RNA of Dinoponera quadriceps, 1126 nucleotides long. It is a transcript of the gene Arpc3A, whose product is annotated as actin-related protein 2/3 complex subunit 3. Gene Ontology annotation, biological process: Arp2/3 complex-mediated actin nucleation; regulation of actin filament polymerization. The record is from RefSeq and is a predicted model, not a curated record. NCBI's taxonomy places the organism in Eukaryota, Metazoa, Arthropoda, Insecta, Hymenoptera, Formicidae. Bases 134 to 667 code for a protein of 177 amino acids. The transcript has 4 exons. Gene Ontology annotation, cellular component: Arp2/3 protein complex; cytoskeleton. Gene Ontology annotation, molecular function: actin filament binding.
AAAGCAAGUUCCCCAGGAAGCAAGUUCUGCUAUUCGAGCUAGCUUUGACAUUUCGUGAGAUCUCGUAGUUUAAACCAUUUAUGAGUUAUCGCGAUAGAACGGACAACUUUUAGGAAAAGAUUAUAUUGCUGUUAUGCCUGCGUAUCAUUCGAGUUUUACAAAGAGCCAUGGCACCAUCGGAAACAUGGCUCUUCUGCCAAUCAAGACCACAUUCCGAGGUCCUGCCCCUCCUUUUAACAACAAGGAACAAGAUAUAAUUGAUGAAGCAUUAUAUUUCUUCAAAGCCAAUGUGUUCUUUAGGACGUACGAAAUUAAGAGCGAGGCCGACAGAGUUCUGAUCUAUAUUACUCUGUUUAUCACCGAAUGUCUAAAGAAAUUGCAAAAAUGUGCGACCCAGCCGCAAGCUAUGAACGAGAUGUUUUCACUAGCUAUCUCGAAAUUCGAUGUCCCUGGUGAUCCUGGUUUCCCAUUGAAUUCUGUAUAUGCUAAACCAAGUAGUCCUGCUGAAGCUGAUCUUAUGAGACAGUAUCUCCAUCAAAUCAGGCAGGAAACAGCCGUUAGGAUCGUUGAGAAAGUAUAUGGCGAGGAUGGCAAGCCAAGCAAAUGGUGGCUUUGCUUUGCAAAAAAGAAGUUCAUGGAUAAAUCAUUGUCUGGGCCUGGGCAAUGAGUUUCGUUCGUCUAAACUGAAAUGUUCUAAACUUUAUUACUUAAGAAUCAAGGAUUUUAUUAUUUUAUGUCAGAGUUCGUGUUGCACAUAUCGGCCGAUUUUUGGCUGGCUUCUACCGUUAUUCCUUUUACUUCAUCGCCCCGUACGCAGUCAAAGUGCCACUCGAGACUCAGGAGGGUAUCGCUUAAUAAAGAAAAAAAAAUGAAAAACAAUGGUAUCUCAAGUAAUACGGAGACCUCUGUGUUCAUUAGCCAUGUUCCUGAUUUUCAAACGGCACUUGAAAAAUAGCGACAAACGGAGUCUGACGAAAAUCGGCUGAAAUGUGCAACGCUCGCCGAGCUCUGCUUUAUAUAACGCAAGAAACCAGUUGAUUUUAUUCCUGUCCUCGUUAUUUAUCUGUUUUAUAUUGUUUUGAAUUGUGUACGUUACAGAGUACAAAUAAACUGAAUUAUAUAUGUC